This is a messenger RNA of Xylona heveae TC161, 5364 nucleotides long. RefSeq lists its product as hypothetical. Lineage: Eukaryota; Fungi; Ascomycota; Xylonomycetes; Xylonales; Xylonaceae. Bases 1 to 5364 code for a protein of 1787 amino acids. The record is from RefSeq and is a predicted model, not a curated record. The transcript has 4 exons.
AUGGGGGUGGACAAGCGCAAACCACCACUUCCUGCACCCACUGAAGCUUCUACCACGGCUGGCAGCGUCACCGGCACUGACCUCGCCACGGACGUUUCCAGGCGUACCGACCGUACAUCCUAUUCCAUCCCCGAGGACGGCAGCCCAGUGACCAUUUCAACUCGUCGCCGGAGAGACAAGGACGCUGAAAGCCACCUGAGCCGCUCAUCGCACAAAUCCCAGACGUCUCUGCUGAUUGAGUAUUUCGAAGGAGGCAAAAACGGCGACAAGGGUCACCGACCCAGUGUCCGAGUCCGCGUUACUCCAUCGUCUGCUCGGCGCAGCAAAGAAAAAGGUGACCACGAGCACAUUCAAAUCACCGAGACGGGAUCCUCUCGAAAACCAUCCUACACCAGGCGCAUCUCACUGGGGCCGCACGUUGAAGGUGCGAAACAAUUGACUGAAGGCAUUGACGACCGCAGUUCCCUUGCAUCCGUAACAGACGAAUCUAAUUUAACCUCCCGACCGCCGGUUGAGGUUGAAGUGCUGCCCAAGAGUGGUGACGGCAGUGACUUGUCUGCGCUCAGUACAACCGAAGGUCCUCGAUAUACGAUCGGGAACUCGGAAAUUUCUUCGAUCCCCCCAGACAGUUUUCUCGACAAUCCCGACGCCACUCGCACUCCGCAGAGACAACGGAGUCGGAGCUUAGCCAAAGCAGACGUCAUGGCGGCCGGUGACACCCUCAAGGCCCCCACUCGACGUCGAAGCCGCAGCCUGAGUCGCGAGCGAAUCACCCAAAAAGUUUUGGAGAAGCUUGAGAGCCAGCCUUCCACCAAGCAACGACGAGCGAGUCAUGGUCGCAGCCGUAGCGUGAGCAAGGAGCACUUAACUGAAGAUAUCACAUCUCCGCAGAGGCGGCCAAGUCGACAACGCUACGAUGACGAAUUCACCAGCGGUGCAGAAUCAAGCCUAUUAACCUCACAGCUCUCUCCGCGGCGCAAAUCUGGUGACCAAUAUUCGUUCCGAUCAGGGACCUCUCGCUCAUCCAUUAACAAUCCUAAAUUGCUCGAGACAGUAGAAGAUGCAAUCCGUCGACUGAUUCUGCCCGAAUUGACUGCAUUAAAAGAGGAGCAGAAGCAGCACGGUCAUGGUCGCACAGACAGAGAAGCAGAUGACUCUGUGGUCUCCGGAAGCAGUGUCUCCCACAGGGAAAGCCGCCGUCGACGGCCGUCAAAAACCUCAAGCAUCUCGGAUCUAGCGGAGAGGCCCAAGGUGAUCUUGAACAAGGACGACAAUAGCCCCGGUCUGAUCCUCUCUGGGAAUUCGUUGAAAGGAAGGAGGAGGCCCUCGAGAGAUAUAGUGGACGACACCUCAGAGCAAAGCUAUGAUCGUUCCGUCCAUGAAGAUCCGGCUAUAGAAGAAGGAAGACGAAGUAGCCGAAGAAGACGGAGCAGUAAAGAUAGUCAUCAUCACCUACGCGAAGCCGCCGCCGCCGGCGCAGCUGGAGCGCUCACGCUUGAAGCCCUUAAGCACCACGAGUCGAGAUCGAGCCUUGAUCGGAGGGAGAGACGAAGGAGACGACACCACAGCCAUAGUCGAAGUGAGAGUAUUGCGGACAGUACAGCAGAGGCGCAACCUGAACCUCUGAUUCCAAGAUUGCCAAUGAGCAGUGAUAUCCAUAGUUCUGAACUGACAAGGGAGUCGAUCUUAACGGCACCAUCCGAAGUGCACUCAGGCGAUCCAUCUGCAGCCCCUGUUCACUUAGUGUCCCGGGGCUCACCCCGCCAGGUUGAGUCGCCGGCCAGUAGGACCCCGACGAGAACAAGGACGCCGGUGUCCUCCCACAAAGGAUACGAGAUCGAAAGAGAACGGGGCACUCGUUCCCGGGGCAGCCCCAGCUUACGCAGUUUAAGAAGCGAGAGAAGUGCUUACGGUGGUCUCGGAGAAGCAAGGUUGACCGAUUCCGUAGUGGCUGAGGCUGCGGCGGUCGAAUCCCAAGUCGCUGACUUGCACCACGCAGGGCAUGAAGAUGUGUCUGAGCAUGACUAUGCACAGCAUGACCGAGGUCUUAGUCCGGUUCAGAGCAUUGCAAGCUCGCGCGAAAUGGUUGAACCACUGAGAAGAGGCUCACCCAGACACAUCCAGGCGUCGGCUUCAUUGUCAUCUUUGGGCAAAAAUGUUGUGCGACGCAAUUCCGAAAUGUCAAUUGAUUCCAUGUCGUCGUCACCUAGCACAAAGAUCGCACGGGCGAUGAGACCAAAAGGAAUCAACCUGCAAAAAGGAAAUACCAUUAUUAGCCAAGACGUUUUGCCUGAAUCAGAACUAAUGCAUCAUGAUGAACUUCCUCAGGGAGCUGGCAUCGAUGAGUGGUACGAUCAACAGGAGCGCAGUCAUGCACGAAAUCUGUCCCCGCAUUACGAGAACAGCGAUCGUGAAUCAAUGGACGCUAAACGCGAUACAACCUAUACGGACGAUAGUGCUCCCUAUUCAGCCAAGAUUGCUGCAGGGCAAGAGAUCAAGGAUUUCGAUCUCACCAACCCCGAGUAUCGCCAUGCUCCCGCCGGGGUCGAGUCUGCCGUGGCUUCGUUGCACGAUCCGUCAAUCUUGGAACCACCAUACUCUGGUGAUAAAACUCAUUUUGUCGAAGGCCACGACUACUCUGAAUCCGAGGAAGACCGAGACGAAAAGUACCGUCAAGCGGAAUUUGAACUAGGCCAUGCUAGGACUCCGAGGCCAGAGUCCGUGUACGAACACAAAACGGAACAUUUCCAGGAUGACCAAUCCGUCUCUGAAAGGCAGUAUAGCGAGCGACUUGACCAGCGCUCGCCCGUACAAAGCGUUACGCAUUCAAUUAUGCAUGAGGACGAGGAGCCAGUGCACAUGACUGCAAGUGGAAUCCCUGUGGCUCACGACCCCAUGCCUGAGAUUGGUCAUGGCUUGGAUGAUGAAUCAGACAUCAACACGAACCCAUCAAUCAUCCAAGGUCCGAUUGGGGGCUUGCACCAUGGGGAGCGCGACCGCUGGGAUUACGAUCAAACACCGCUGCAGUCUGAGAGAGGGCAUGGGGAGGAAGAGCAUGUUGAGUUUGAAGCCGCCGAGGCCGGACUCUUGGGUGCUGCCGCCGGCGCCGGCGCUGGCGCAGCCCUUGCGCAUCAUAACCGCGAGCUAGAAGAGCAGCAGCAGGAGCAACAGCAUGAUCGAAUUGAAAACCCUUACCCGAAUGAGGACAGUAAUCUUCAUGAUAAGCAAGCAACUGUCGAAGAUGACUAUGAAGAACUUGAUCGCCAUAUCGAUGCCCUUAACAGCUCGCAACUCAAGGACGAGGGAUACAUUUCCGCGGCAAACCAGGGUCCACUAACGCCUGAACCCCUUCUCAAGGGACGCCGAUUAUUCGACGAUGACGGUCUUCCGGGUACAGAAGACGAGAAUGAAAUUUUUGCUGGCGGUCGGAACCGGCUCAGUGGAAAUUCUCAGGGAAUUGAGUCCCCUUUGUAUGACAGUGCUCUGGGGAGGGGAAUGGAUAGAAUCCAAUCCAAGGAUAUUGUCGCCCUAAUGGACCACCUCACUGUCCGGGACGCUCAAAGAAACGCGAGGGAUACUGAGAUCUUAGUCACGCUGGUUCGCAGUGCAGCGGAAAUGCGCAACUCUUUUGAAGAGAUGAAACGUUUCAUCGCUGAUCAAGACGAAAUGAUCAUGACCAAUACCGAGCGCACUGCUGAACGUUCUGUGCAGAAGAUUAUAGGAGGGCCUCGGGCGCCGCCUGUUGGCUUUUCUCGCUCAUCGCGACACGCUUCUGCCGAUGAUGAUAUGAUUGAUGACAUUCCCACGAAGAGAAAGAAUGUCUUUAAGAGAGCACUCAAGGGGCUGAGCAUGCGGAGUGGCAAUGACCUUGCAAAAAUUGAAGGCAUGCUAAUUCAACUACUGGGCGAAAUGGAGGGACUCAAGGCCGCUCAGGAAAUGCGCAAUGCCGCCAUGACACAUUCAAAUAGUUUUAAUUCCUAUGAAAAUCUUCGUGCGGCUCCCGAUGGAUACGAACCAGAAGGCCGUGCGGGGACAGCUUCUACAGGUACUCACUCUGUUGGAGCUCUUUCAAACCCUCCGUCCCGAGGAAGCGUCGCUCGAGGAGGCUAUGAUGGUCGACGUGCAUCGCAACAUCGCAUCAGCACUGUCAUGGAAGAUGACGAGGAGUUGGAGGACCAUGAGGCAAAUGUCCUCGACAAUCAAUUUGAAAAUAAUGAGCGCCAUCUUACACCCACGCAAGAGAGGAUUCGCGGAGGUUCUGUGCCACUUGACAGCCCACCGCCGAUGCAAAUGGGCGGGUCUCGAAGCAGCGACAAUACGCCAAAGACAGACAAGAGCCGGAAGCACAAGUCAAGCAACUCUUCCUUCUUUCCCAAGAUUUCGAGAUGGUCCAAGACGACAACCUCUUCGGCAGGAGGUCGCAAAGAUAGGCCCUCUUCUGAAGCCUCUCGAUCUGGGUCUGAUUUGGGUCAAUAUGCCGACCACCAGUAUGAACCUCAAUCUGGAGACCGUCUUCAAUCACCAUACUCGCCAGAUGCACGGUCAAUUGGCCGUGAAGAAGUCAAGUCUCCCUCCGUCAGGUCCCCUUCUCUUAGGUCCCCUUCUGUGAGGUCGCCUUCUGUUAGGUCCCCCUCGCCGCUUAUUGAGGAAGAGGACGCCCAUUACCAUGCCCACCGAAAUUCCUUGAACCUUGAGCACCCUCAACCGCGCCAGGGCCCCACUCAUCGUCAUCAGCACCGUCUCGAGUCUGAAGCUCAAGAUUUUGGGUCGCCCCUUUCUCCAGCAUCAGACCAGUGGGGUUCGAAUCCAAGCCUCUCACGAUUUGCAGCCCAACCUCACCAUCAUCUCAGUGGAGGCAAUUUGUCGCCCAUCUCCGACGAUGCUCAAUCUGACGCGUCGGCAUCGGAGCAGCAAUUUGACCCUCUUCGGCCCUCUAGGUUCCGCGAUGAUGGUCCUUUGGUCCCGCAACCUCCCCCUCGGAUUCCGACAUACGAGGAACAAUUGCAGUAUAGCUCACCCUAUAGCUCAGCAGGGCGCUCUGGUCGCCUUGAACCGAUCGAGGAGCGAUAUAGCGCUGAGGAAUCUCGCUAUGGCGAUACACCUUUUAUUCCAUCAUCAUCACCGGCGCCGCAACAGCUGCAACGAGAGCAGAUGACUGGCUCGCCUCGCUCUGCGCCUUCUAUUCGAUCCAAUCGCUCUACUCACUCUGCAUCUGCGCAAGUACCCCAGCGCAAGCCCACUGGUCCCAGACCGCUCUCCUCUAGUACCCAUGGGACUGGCAGUCCGCGACGUCAGCGCAACCGCGAGUCUCAAAUGACGACUGAUACCUUUGGCGCGCAGCAUUAUGAUGAUCAAACUUUUUAA